This is a messenger RNA of Condylura cristata (star-nosed mole), 1002 nucleotides long. RefSeq names its product maestro heat-like repeat-containing protein family member 2A. The coding region runs from base 1 to 1002 and encodes 333 amino acids. The record is from RefSeq and is a predicted model, not a curated record. NCBI's taxonomy places the organism in Eukaryota, Metazoa, Chordata, Mammalia, Eulipotyphla, Talpidae. Gene Ontology annotation, cellular component: cytoplasm. The transcript has 8 exons.
AUGGUCAUCAGGAACUGUUGGCACAAUCGCCCCAUCUUCAGUGUCCUCAUCAACAUCCUGCAGAAGCAGGACUACACGAAUCACUUCACAGCCCUGGUGUUCCUGAUUGAGCUGCUCCGGUGCCCUCAAGUGGCAGCCAUUGUGGAUGAUGCCGCUGCCCGCAUCCUGGGCAACUGGUUCAAGUGUGAGGAUCCAGCCACCGUGAAGCUCCUGCUGCAGGUGGUAGAGAUCUUCGCGAAGCAUGGAAACAUGGCACGACAGCUGUCCCUCCUGCAGCCCUACGUGCUCAGCUGCUGCUACUCCCUGGACAGUCAGCUGGUGCUGGAGACGCUGCAGGCGCUGCGGUGUCUGGUGGAGCACCUCACCUGGCAGCACUCCUCCUCCUUCCUCACGCAGCUCACCUUCACCCUCAUGCCCUUCUUCGAAGAGGAUUCGGAGAUACUGCGCCUGACGGCCUUUGAGAUCUAUGGGAUUCUCUUGGAUAAGAUCAAGAGGAAUGUCCUGGUGUUCCCCCUCAGGCACCAGGUCCUCAACUUGCUAGUCGUCCUCGUGCUCCACCUAGUGGACAUGAACGUCAGCGUGGCUCAGGUCUGCCGGCCCACGCUCUGCCAUACAGCCACCAUACUGGGCUGGUCCAAGCUCAAAACCAUAUUUGCCGAGAAAGAUGUGUGGACGAUCCUCAGGGCCCUGCUGGAGCAGGAGAGCAGCAAAGCCCCCUGGUUUCUGAAGCAGAGCAUGAUGCUCUUCAAGAGCCCCCAGGCCGCCAUCCGCCAGGCAGCAGUGUGGUUUGCAGGCCAGAUUAUCCAAACCCUGCCCGAGGAGGACACCAGCGACAUCGAGGCAGCGUAUUCAGCCCUCUGGGAAAUGCAAGAAGACCCCGAUCCCAGCAUCAGCUGCCUUGCCACACAGACCUUCUACAUCCUGGAAGCAAGGGAGAAGAUGGUGGCCCAGGCCUCGACCUCCUGCCUCUGCGGCAGGAGUUCUCGAAAGAGACACUUUUGA